CCAGCUGGAGGGUCUAGACAGGGCAGCGCCCAAAGGAGCCCAUCAAGAGCGCCAGCAGCCGGGGAGCCGGUUGGGGACUGCGAGAGGACUCGUAUUUGGGCUCCAGGUGCCAGUACCAUGAGGCUGCUCCUCGCCCUGCUGCUUCUGGGCCUGGCGUUCUGCUCGGCCCCGCUGGACGACAACAAGAUCCCCAGCCUGUGCCGAGGCCACCCCGGCCUUCCAGGCACGCCAGGCCACCACGGAAGCCAGGGCCUGCCUGGACGCGACGGCCGCGAUGGCCGCGACGGUGCGCCUGGUGCUCCGGGAGAGAGAGGCGAGGGUGGGAGGCAGGGACUGCCCGGCCCGCGAGGGGAGCCCGGACUGCGAGGAGAGGCUGGCCCCGUGGGGGCGGCUGGACCUGCGGGGGAGUGCUCCGUGCCCCCGCGCUCCGCCUUCAGCGCCAAGCGCUCAGAGAGCCGGGUGCCACCGCUGGCAGACGCACCCCUGCCCUUUGACCGCGUACUGGUGAACGAGCAGGGACAUUACGACGCCGCCACCGGCAAGUUCACCUGCCAGGUGCCCGGGCUCUACUACUUUGCCGUACACGCCACCGUCUAUCGGGCCAGCCUGCAGUUCGAUCUGGUCAAGAACGGCGAGUCCAUCGCCUCAUUCUUCCAGUUUUUCGGGGGGUGGCCCAAGCCAGCCUCGCUCUCGGGGGGCGCCAUGGUGAGACUGGAGCCCGAGGACCAGGUGUGGGUGCAGGUGGGUGUGGGUGAUUAUAUUGGCAUCUAUGCAAGCAUCAAGACAGACAGCACCUUCUCUGGAUUUCUCGUCUACUCCGACUGGCACAACUCUCCAGUCUUCGCCUAGUGCUUGCUCCCUGGCUCCUAGAGGAGGGUCCACACUGACCCCACAUCCAGGAGGGCUGGCCCCUGGGACAUUGUGAACGACUAGAGAAGUGGAGCAGGAGGUCCCUCGGCCCUGCUGCCAGCAAGGAACGGAGACAGCAAGCAGCAUGAGGCUGUCUUUCUGCCCCAGACAGGAGCCUACUGUACUGGCAAGUGUGGGUCCCCGGCUGCUCAGGUCCAGAACUCCAAGGUGGGGUGCUCUCCUCCCAGUCUUCUGCUUCCUCUUCCAUCCCUCCUCUCCCAGGGCCAGCCCUUUACUCAAGAUUCCCUCAAUAAAUCUAAAAAACCCUCCUCCUCCUGGCUUCAGCCUUUC
Molecule: messenger RNA, 1200 nt
Organism: Fukomys damarensis (Damara mole-rat)
Lineage: Eukaryota; Metazoa; Chordata; Mammalia; Rodentia; Bathyergidae
Gene: C1qtnf5
Product: C1q and TNF related 5
Exons: 4
Coding region: 118-849 (243 amino acids)
Molecular function (GO): protein binding
Source: RefSeq, a predicted model, not a curated record